This is a messenger RNA of Mercurialis annua (annual mercury), 718 nucleotides long. RefSeq lists its product as uncharacterized. Gene Ontology annotation, biological process: mRNA splicing, via spliceosome; maturation of SSU-rRNA; ribosome biogenesis. Lineage: Eukaryota; Viridiplantae; Streptophyta; Magnoliopsida; Malpighiales; Euphorbiaceae. The record is from RefSeq and is a predicted model, not a curated record. The coding region runs from base 109 to 495 and encodes 128 amino acids. Gene Ontology annotation, molecular function: RNA binding. Gene Ontology annotation, cellular component: small-subunit processome; box C/D methylation guide snoRNP complex; precatalytic spliceosome. The transcript is spliced from 5 exons.
UAAUUUUUUUUUUUUGAAAAGUUGGUCAGUAUAAUAGCAUAGAAAUAAUAUUGAGGGUUAGGCAGCCAGCGGAUUCUCUUAAACCCUAGCCUCCUCCUUCUCCCCAAAAUGACCGGAGAAACAGUAAACCCUAAAGCAUACCCACUUGCAGAUGCGCAGUUGUCCAUCACCAUUCUCGACCUUGUUCAACAAGCUGCUAAUUACAAGCAGCUCAAAAAAGGAGCUAAUGAAGCUACGAAGACUCUGAAUCGCGGUAUAUCUGAGUUUGUUGUCAUGGCUGCUGACACGGAGCCUAUCGAAAUCCUGCUGCAUCUUCCUUUGCUCGCGGAAGAUAAGAAUGUACCCUAUGUAUUCGUCCCUUCGAAGCAAGCACUUGGCCGAGCUUGUGGCGUCACGAGACCAGUUAUUGCUGCUUCUGUCACAACGAACGAGGGCAGUCAAUUACGGUCUCAGAUUCAACAACUCAAGGAUGCCAUUGAAAAGCUAUUGAUAUGAGACAUUUCAGUACGUGCAUUCGGUGUGACGGGCCUGCUUCGGUGGAGGCUUUGACUGAUGAAGCUGUAUCAUUAGACAACAAAGGUUUUAUUCUUAUAUGAUAUUAAGAUUUUUAGUUUUCAGCUUAUUAUGUAUUAUGAGACGGAUUACUCUAUGUUUUGCCAGAAUUUGAGAAAGUUGUGCCAUGAUGCUGUUAUAUCCUAUUUAAUGUGAGUUAUCAUGA